Echinostoma caproni is the source of this 1059-nucleotide messenger RNA. Lineage: Eukaryota; Metazoa; Platyhelminthes; Trematoda; Plagiorchiida; Echinostomatidae. The record is from the annotation of a GenBank genome assembly.
AAUUCGUGGGAGGGGAGUGAGAUCAAACCACGAAUACUGAAAAUUGCACGCCACGCAUCAACCGCUCAUCAACAUUUGAGCAAGCUGAAGACUGUCGCGGUGAUUGGGAGCGGUCUCAUGGGUUCUGGGAUUGCACAAACUGCUGUUCAGUAUGGAUACUCGGUCAAUUUGGUCGAUUCCAACCAAAGUGCCAUUACCAAAGCUACCUCCAAGAUUAAUAAGAAUCUUACUCGACUGGGUGAAAAGAAGUUUGCAGAGAACAAGAGUGAAGCGCAAAAAUACGUUGACUCGUGCAUGUCAAAUCUCCAUAGUUUCUCUGAUUUGGAGAAGGCAAUUUCACAGGCUGACUUGAUAAUCGAAGCUAUUGUGGAAACAAUGGAUGCAAAGCACAAAUUGUUUCGCGAGUUGGAUCAGCGUGCUCGCGCUGACUGCUACUUGGCCUCAAACACAUCAUCAUUAUCGCUGAAGGAGAUCAGUACUGUGAUUAGUCGCAAAGAACGGUUUGGUGGAUUGCACUUUUUCAAUCCCGUUCCUGUACUCAAAUUGGUCGAGGUUAUACGCACAAGCGAAACUUCAGAUGAUACAUUUCAGGUGUUGACGCAAUUUGCUGCCUCGCUUGACAAGACUCCGGUCGCUUGUCGAGACACUCCAGGUUUCAUCGUCAAUCGACUUUUGAUUCCGUAUUUGAUCGAAGCUGUCGCACUGGCAGAACGUGGUGAUGCUUCUCUUUCUGAUGUGGAUGUGAGCAUGAAACUGGGCGCCGGUUACCCGAUGGGUCCGUUCGAGUUGUCCGAUUUCAUUGGGCUAGACACGGUCAAACUUGUUAUGCGUUGUCCGCCAAUGCUGGCUCGAUUGGUUGCGGAAGGAAAGCUUGGUCGCAAGACCGGUGAAGGGUUCUUCAAAUAUGACAAUCCAUGCUGGGUUUACCCGACAAUUGACACGGCACAACAGACCGUAUUGUUUUUAGAUGGUACCACUGGUAAUGGUUCAGAUGUGUUGAUGUUCGCUCAUACUUCAUUCGACACUCAUCACAUCAUCCACCACGAUAAUGUUGCAUAG